GCACCUCUCACCCGGAAGUGGAAGUGGCAGUUGUGGAUGGCGAUGUUUGUCACGGUUUGAAUGUUUGCUGGUGGUUUGGGAUCGAGAAGAGUCAAGUGCCCGGGAGAUUAUUGUCAAACAAAGGAGGGUUAAAUCUAUGCUGCACUUCCUCCAAGACCUUCCGGAGGUGUGAUGCCCAGAACUCCAGGGCUUUGUGUAGGUGAAGUCUCUACUCCUCUAGAUAUAAAGUUGCAGAAAUGAAGAGAAAUAAGUGGCAUGGUGGUAGCCAAUUUGGAUGGCAAGAUCGCCAACGACAUCAUUCAAGGAGACAUCGAGAGCAUAAUAGUCGCUUGUCAAGAGAAUGGAGCCAGAGAUCUGAUCCUGAUUCAUCAUUAAGUGAAUUGAGUGAGCAGAAUAGUUCAGCAGCUGAAUCAACUAGCAGUGCUUCUAAGGCGACUGAUGUACCAGAGCUACCUGGAUUUUACUACGAUCAAAAAAAGGACAGAUAUUUUAGGCUAUUACCUGGACACAACAAUUGUAACCCUCUUACAUGGGAGGCAAUUAAACAAAGGGACAUGGAACAAAAGCGAUUGAAGAUGUUGGAGGAGGAUGCUAAAACUGGGCGGGUGGCUAGAAUGGGUAUGGACUUCACCAUGCUUCUACAGAAAAGACAUUUUGGACUAAUGAACUCAGCAUCAUAUUUGAGGCUUGCUCAAGAACUCAAGGUCAGUGGAAUGAGAAGGAAUAAAUUGGAGGUUCACAGUGCAGAUUCUUCCAGUAAAAGCAGUUUCAAAAUGAUUUUGGCAGACACGAACUGUGAGCGGAUAUUUGCUGUAAAAAACGAUGAAACUGGCUACAAAUAUGGAAUUCUAAAUCUCAAUGGACAUAAGAAAGAAUCCAGACUUAUUUCUGUGGAUAUGUGCGACAAUCUCUACUUCACACACCGUAAGGGGACCUCAAUUUGCUGGGCAUCUCUGUCUGGUCGUGAUUCUCAUGUCUUGUAUCCUUUAAAAUAUUUUAGAAUGGUAUGUUUCCUAGGUUUGUUAUACUGUGUCUUUGUCACUGAUGCCGUAACAGGUCAAAAACAGACGUUCAGCACAAACAGCAGUGUUCUCGCUCAGCAAUUCGCUCGCAGGGUCCCCGUGUUGUAUAAUGGCUGUCGAUCGGGGGAGAUUUUCAGCAUAGACAUCAGACAACGAAUGACUAAAGGACUGAGCUGGAGAGGCACUACAAUCUCCCAUAACUCUGCUGUGACCUCCAUCCGGCUCUUGCAGGAUGAAAAUUAUCUAAUUGCUGCAGACAUGAUUGGAAAGAUUAAGCUUUGGGACUUAAGAAUUGCAAGAUGUAUUAAACAGUAUGAAGGUCAUCAUAAUGAAUAUGCUUAUCUCCCAAUCCAUGUUCAUGAAGAAGAGGGUAUUCUUUUAGCUGUUGGACAGGAUUGCUACACACGAAUCUGGAGUCUACGUGAUGGCUGCCUCCUUCGAACAAUUCCAUCUCCAUACUCUGCUUCAAAUGACUCGAUUCCCAAUAUAGCUUUUUCUUCACAAUUGGGAGGGAGAGGUGGUGUACCUGGUCUGUUGAUGGCAGUCAGACAUGAUCUGUAUCACUUCUCAUACAGCUCCAAUCACUAACUGGAUCAGUGGAAGAAGAAGAAGGAUCACACAUCACCCAUUCCGAGGCUGAUCCAUCAAUAAUGAGAGAUUUAGCAGGUUAACCAGUACUUUGAAGAAAAAAGGUUGCAAACUUCAGUGCCUUUUUCUAUCCUUACUCCGGCAGUGACAGCUAAAUAUUCUUCUUAAAUAUCAGCGGAAAGAGCAUAUUGUGUUUACAAGAGGAUACACAGCCAGUGAUUUAAACUGAUGUUCUGAAUGGAAUAUUGUAUUAUGCUGGUUAGUUGUAAAUUAAACUAACCAUUGAACAGUU
Carcharodon carcharias (great white shark) is the source of this 1902-nucleotide messenger RNA. RefSeq names its product WD repeat domain 21 (gene wdr21). The transcript has 13 exons. Lineage: Eukaryota; Metazoa; Chordata; Chondrichthyes; Lamniformes; Lamnidae. Gene Ontology annotation, molecular function: protein binding. Gene Ontology annotation, cellular component: Cul4-RING E3 ubiquitin ligase complex. The record is from RefSeq and is a predicted model, not a curated record. Bases 237 to 1610 code for a protein of 457 amino acids.